GGCAAACAAUAAGUGAUUUCGCUGGUGUUUGAAUACUUCUUUAUUCGUUUUCACGAUGCCUAUGUAACCCCAAAUGUAUUUUCUGUACUGUAGGGUGGAGUUUGUGGCUGCGAGCAGGGGUACACAGAGAUAAUGAGAUCAAGUGGCUUCCUGGAUUACUGCAUGAAGGUACCCGGCUCAGAGGAUAAAAAAGCUGACGUGAAAACCCUCUCUGGGAAAAACCGACCUGUGAACUCCAAGAUUCAUGAUAUUUUCAAAGGAUGGUCUCUUCAACCUCUUGACCCAGACGGCCGAGUAAAAAUUUGGGUUUAUGGCGUUUCCGGUGGCAGUUUUCUUAUCAUGAUCUUCCUAGUAUUUACUUCCUAUCUUGUUUGCAAGAAGCCAAAACCACAUCAAAGCACACCUCGUCAUCAGAAGCCACUGACCUUGGCCUACGAUGGAGACUUGGACAUGUAACUUGAAAAAAGGAAUCCAAAUGUAGACAUCAACUGCUGCCUUAAAUGCUUUCUCUUUUGUAGCUCUCAGACUUCUCAGUUCUUUGAGGAAUCUCACGAUGUGAUAUCUUGGGCAGAACACGAAUACUACAAAAGGAAUAGUGCCCCAACUUCAUUUGGACAUGGAGUCAAGGAUUACUGGGUCUGCCAUUUUGUUUUCAAAUUGUUUGUGGGUGUGUUUUGCUUUUUUUGGUUUUCCCAAGAGGCCUGAAAACCUUUCUCUUCCUGUUUGAAAAUGAGAGGAAGAGAACCUGAAGGAUUUCGCACAGACUUGAGUGAACUUGAUCCUCAGUGGCAUUCUGACAAUCCACGGGAAAGUCCAAUCGAGGCAUUUACUGUAAAUGGCGAGUCUGACACUGUAUUGUUACGCACUAUAUUAGUGCAGAGUCCUUAUUCCCAUACUUCAACAUGAGUUUUCUAGAGUUUACAUUGGUUCGAAAACUUACAAAUUGGAUUGCCUAUUUUCAUGAACACAGAGCGAAUGGGUUGCCAUUUCAGAAGUUCUCUGAGUUUUUACCUUUAAAGAAUGCAUUUUAUUUUGUAGCCAGGGGAUGGUGGCACUUUUGUGCGCUGCAUCUGUUGAGACAGGAGAGUGUGAGUUCCAGCUGGACUAGAGUAAAAUGGGUAGGUUCUGGGUGAAAUGUGUCCUGGGUGUUAGCAGUGAAGUUAGGUGAAUGUACUGGAGCGUGAGGUAGACUAUUUGAUAACUAAAACUGUAUUUUAACAAAAACUUAGCUGUGUAGAUAUAGCAUUGAGAUCACACACAGUUGUAAUUCAGUUUAAUGUUGACCAAAAUAUGCUUUUGUAAUUUCGAUUUUCUUAUCUGAAUAUUUAUAAAUUAUUUUGACUUUAAUUAUCUGACCUCAUUUAAUAUACAUUGAACACCGAUCCUGUUUGUAGCGAGUCUUGUUUUUAUAAGGUUUCAAUAAUAUCUCAAACAACGCAUUAAAAAGCUGAGACCAUUUUAUGAGCUAAUCCUUUGUAAUCCCGGAUGUUGGAAGUAAGAAGGUGCCAUUGUGUGCUAUGGAUUUGUCUUUAUAACAAAUAAAGUGCUCAAGAGACU
Rattus rattus (black rat) is the source of this 1557-nucleotide messenger RNA. RefSeq names its product thrombospondin type-1 domain-containing protein 7B-like. The coding region runs from base 133 to 456 and encodes 107 amino acids. NCBI's taxonomy places the organism in Eukaryota, Metazoa, Chordata, Mammalia, Rodentia, Muridae. The transcript is spliced from 3 exons. The record is from RefSeq and is a predicted model, not a curated record.